GCAAUAAAACCUCACCAACCUAUGACACCAUCAUUCUAUUUAUAGUCAUCCAUCACUUAGUAAUUUAUUUUCAACUUUAGUAUUCAUAUUUUGGUUACAUAUAUUUCAAUAACUCAGUUCCAUUUCCAACCACAAUUUUUUUGGGAGCAAAAUGGCUGGAGAAGUUGUUCUUUUGGAUGCCUAUGUGAGCAUGUUUGGGAUGAGGGCUAGAAUUGCACUAGCUGAAAAGGGUAUUCAGUAUGAAUACAAGGAGCAAGAUUUGAGUAACAAAAGUUCACUUCUACUACAAUUGAACCCAAUUCAUAAGAAAAUCCCAGUCUUGAUCCACAAUGGAAAACCAGUUUGUGAGUCCUUAAUUAUCGUUCAGUAUAUAGAUGAGGUUUGGAAGGAUAAAUCCCCUUUGAUGCCCACUGAUCCUUAUAAGAGAGCACAAGCUAGGUUCUGGGCUGAUUUUAUUGACAAAAAGGUAUAUGACAGUGGAAGGAGAAUAUGGACUACAAAAGGAGAGGACCAAGAAACAGCCAAGAAAGAAUUUAUAGAGUGCCUAAAAUUGUUGGAAGGAGAGUUGGGAGACAAGCCAUACUUUGGUGGGGAAAUCUUUGGAUUUUUGGACGUGGCACUAAUUCCUUAUUAUAGCUGGUUCCCUACUUAUGAAAAAUGUGGAAAUUUUAGCAUAGAGGCAAAGUGUCCAAAGUUGGUGGCAUGGACCAAGAAAUGUGUGCAAAAAGAGAGUGUUGCCAAAUCUCUUGCUGAAUCAGACAAAGUUUACGACUUUGCUCUGCAGAUGAAACAACGUUUGGGCAUUGCUUAGAAAAAUCAUUUGAAACAGCUGAAAAUAGGGUAAUAUUGUUAGGUGUGUGUUGCUGUGGUUUAUGUUUCUGCUUGAUGUCGAAUAUCACUAGUAGUUUUACUAUAUGUAGUUUCUGUUAAACGAAUAAAUGUAUAAAUUCUACUGAUAGAAUAAAUGUUCUCUAGAAUUGGAGUUCCAUUGAA
Nicotiana tabacum (common tobacco) is the source of this 993-nucleotide messenger RNA. Its product is annotated as putative glutathione S-transferase. Gene Ontology annotation, biological process: glutathione metabolic process. Gene Ontology annotation, cellular component: cytoplasm. Gene Ontology annotation, molecular function: glutathione transferase activity. NCBI's taxonomy places the organism in Eukaryota, Viridiplantae, Streptophyta, Magnoliopsida, Solanales, Solanaceae. The record is from RefSeq and is a predicted model, not a curated record.